AUGGCUGAGAAUGAGUCUCCCGCAAGGGAACCUUCCACUCGUGGCCGUGGCCGCGGCGGAAGAGGUCGUGGCGGUCGAGGUCGAGGUGGUGGUAGAGGUGGCUCUACUGCUGCAGUAUCCAAGGCGGCUACUGCAAAGACUGGCCGUGGUGGCUCACGAAGAGGCCGAGCAAAGAACUUCGCCGAUUCGCGUGUUCAAGCUGCUUAUGAACGACAACGGCAUCUCAAAGCCAAUUAUCAGGCUGUUGCUCACGCGCUCAAGCCUGCUCUGCAAGAGCUUGCUGAUCGCACCAUUGAGGAUGCUUUACAUAACCCAGACAAGCAUAAACAUGCCCAAGAGUUUAUACCUGUCAUGCAAGAGCUUCAAGACAACCUCGAUGCCAAAAUAGCCGAGUAUAAACGACGCUUCGACAGAGACAUGGAGCUUGCUGAGCAUUUGCGUAACGCUGAUGAUUAUGUUGCCCACCAAGAGUACCAGAAUGGUCUUGCAGAAGUCACAGAGCAAUUCUACGAAGGACAAGAGAACCGCGCUCGCAUUCUCAACUCUUUGUAUGACAAGGAUCUUCCUGUCGAUGUUGUCGAUGAUCAGUACGAAUACAAGGUCAUCAGCGACGAACAUUUUGACGAAGAAUUUGGAAUUUAUGAGUGCAAGUUGGAUGGCGUCUUGGUUCCCUAUCCUUCUCGGGUUCCAGGCACUGCCAUGUGGCAAAAGGGACGUGAUAAUGAAGUGGCUGCUACCGCUGCUGUCACUGCCGCUGCUACUACUACUGCCGCUGGUCCAGCCAAAAGCACCCGUGGCCGAGGCCGGGGUGCCAACAAACGCAGAGCACAAGAGCAACCUGAGGGUCAACCUACUCCCAAGAAGAACACCAGAAGUAAUCCUGAUGAUGCCCUCGUAUCUCCAUCACUUGCUGCUCCUGCCCCAGCUCCCGCCAAAGGUCUUCUCGCUAGUGCUGCGGAAGUCGAGGCAACGCCCGAGGGCACGCCAGCUGAGUCAGACUCAACCCCAGCAUCACCAGAACCACCCGCUUUCGCCAACGGUAUUGCACCGGCUGCUGCUGCUCGAGUUCACAAUCUCAGAUUGCCUGCUCGUGAGAAGAGCCCACCAUUGCCAAAGAACAUGGGUGAGCCAGACGAGUACGGCUUUCGAAUGUUCAACCAGAAGCCGUCGAUGCGAGAGAAGGGCAUUAGCAGUCGCCUUUUCGUUCCUCGACCAUUUGAGUUCGAGAAAUGGGAGAUUGGCUUCAGAGACUCGACCAAUGACUCCAGCAAAGGCCAUACUCGCGCCAAGCGUGGCAAAUAUCUCGACAAUCCUGACAGCCACGGAGUAUACAUAGAUAUGUGGUGUAACGGCUACGACUUUUCAACCACAACGCCUUCGGACUUUGACAAAGAAAUCGUGAGGCGUUUUGGGGUGCACCCUAAGUUUGGUAUCAUACUGAGAGACGCCCCCGUCCCUGAAGUCGAAAAGACUCCUCAUGUCAUGCCAGGAAAGCCAGUGGUCUAUAUCGCGAACCCUUCAGGUCGAAUUUCGCAUGCAUCUCGUUCGUUCUUGAAGACGACCAACCACCGCCGCCUAGAAGACAGCCCGUAUCGCGCCAAGAUUGGGGCGUCCGUGAGACGGUUCUGCAAGCUUGAAGACGUCAACCCCGACGAAAUCAACAUUUCUGAAUAUGUUCGAUCCGAAGAGGAGCUACGAAGCAUGUCUUUAGGCACUGCUGUCAAGGAACUCGAAGCCAGACCUGUUGUUAGCCGGGCACCAUCCGAGUCAGAGGAGCCAGAGGUUGAAGACCAAGUGACUGAAACAGAGGAUAUGACUGCUCCUCAACCUGAAGUUGGAUUUACCGGUCUUUCAGUCCUCGCACUUGCUGGCGCCUUCCUUGAAGUUGAAGAGCAAAAAAGCGCGCCGGCAUCUGCACCUGCGCCAGCACCCAAGCAUGCUCGCUAUGAUGCCAUUCGUGACGUCUUCACAGAUUCAAAGCCUACGCCAACCCCAAAACCAGACAACAAGCCUAGUGCUGGACUCGAUAUCCUGGCUGCCCUGAGUGACGUCGCGGGUACCUCGAAUGAGUCUGUCUCUACUCAAGAGGCUGUUCCAGUUUAUGGCAUCGCAGGAGCCGAGUACGCGAUGGGCUAUGAGCCAGCACCUGUAGCUGAAGCUCCUGCUAUCAUGGAGGCCAUUAGUGUUCAAGAACAACCCGUCUACCGUGAUGGUGUGACAAACGGUAUGGGCCCUGCUUCCCAUGGAAUGCAGGAACAUGAUCAUCGAGGCUCGAUCGCUCGAACCACUGAACUUCCACCCGUUACUCCAAGUCAGGCUCCCAUUGACCCUCGAUUCAGUUCUACCCUCGUUGAGGUUCCUCAAGGCUACAUGCACCAGCCUCACGCCCAGCUGCCAAUGCAACCAAGCGGCUCAGUGCAUGGUCAUCCCGGGGAGGCCAUGCCAUACCCACCCAUCCAUGACCACAGUGUGCCACAGCAUCCGUCAGUACGACAUUCUGAUUACCCUCCCCCCCCUCCCUCUCAGGGUCCUCCGGCUCAGGAGCAGGGGGCAUAUCUGUCACAUAACAGCUACCCGAACCCAGAUCACCGUGAUGCUCAUAUGGCCUCCGGCCGCCCUAUCGAUCCAGGUUACUCCCCUCGUCGAUUGAGCUAUGCCACCGACGCCCCUAGCUACUCCCGCCAAUACUGGUCGCAACCUCCGCCGCCUCCGGGCCCUGCGACUGCUCCUCCCGCCCCUCCGGGACCUGCCACUGGUUCAGUGUCGUCUCACUACUCAUCUCCAGCUCCGCCUCCAGCCCGAAUCCCAUUUUCUCACAAUGGAAGCACCGAGCCUUUACCUCCCCUGCGCCCAUCCAGGGGACGCAACCAAUCCCUUCAAGACGAGGCACUUCUAGAACCUAGUCUACGUUCUUCUGGUCCUUACUGUCUCCCUGGCCCUCCUCGCAGUUACCACCGAGGAGGCUAUCCUGGCCCCGAGCCACACGGGCAACCACCACUGCAGCCCAUCGCGACGGAUCGAAUCCUGCCAAACCCGCAGACUGCCGGGCAAGGUUUCAUGACCUCGCCUCAUCAAGGCUACGCACAUCAAGUACUAUCUCCAACGUAUGCGAACCCCCCUCCUAUGCCUCCACACAUGGCUCAAAGCCCCCAAGAAAACCAUCAGGGUCUGCCCAAUUCGGUUCACCGUCAUCGGUCUACCCCUUCAGGGUCGUCUGACGCCGGUAACAAGUACCGCAAGCUUCAACCCGCCCCCGUACCCGCGCACCGAGCGUGGCCGAAUAAGCCCGAACUCAAGACCAUUCCGUACGACCAUAAAGAGACCGGGUCCGCCGCCGCACUUCCUAGUUCUGGGCCAACCCAAAUCAGAGGAUGGAGUGCAGAUGAGCAACCCGGACCGAGUAAGCCUUUCAAGUCCGUUCGAUUUGCCGAGCCCCUCGUUGGUGUUCCGGCUACUAGCCAGAGAUCCAACAAGCGAAAGCGUCGUCAGUCGCAAACAAGAGAGGGUGCCGCGGAGAUUGAGCCUACUGAAGAGGCACCCACAAAGAAGGAUAAUGCUGCGUUGGUCUCCAAUCCCAACGACAGCCCACCUAAACGACAUCUACGUCCGAGAAAGCCUAAACCCGCUCAGGCCCAACCAGCGGCAUCAACCGUCGAGCCAUCAAGGAAGAAGACAAGAACAGCCGCAACGCGAAAGCCCAACACCACUGGAUCUUCCAAGGCGACAUCAAAGAAGACAGUUAAGAAGACAGUUGACAAGAGCGUCCAACCUAGCUCAUCCAAGAGAACGAGCGCCCGAGCCACAGGCAAUGCUAUAGAUUCCAAGACUACGAGCGGCAAGACCUCGAAGGAUCAGGAGCCUUCAGUUAAGGAUGAAUCGUCUGAUGAUGUUCAAAUUAUCAAGAGCCAGCGAGCGGUCAUAACCAUUGAGAGCAGUGACGAAAGCUCACAAUAA
This is a messenger RNA of Fusarium coffeatum, 3954 nucleotides long. RefSeq lists its product as uncharacterized. Lineage: Eukaryota; Fungi; Ascomycota; Sordariomycetes; Hypocreales; Nectriaceae. The coding region runs from base 1 to 3954 and encodes 1317 amino acids. The record is from RefSeq and is a predicted model, not a curated record. The transcript is spliced from 4 exons.